Molecule: messenger RNA, 1674 nt
Organism: Symbiodinium necroappetens
Lineage: Eukaryota; Dinophyceae; Suessiales; Symbiodiniaceae
Source: the annotation of a GenBank genome assembly
AUGCACUCGCGGUCUCAGCUUCGAAGGCGGGUCGGGGACUGGUCUCACGAGUCCGCUGCGGCAGUGCUGCUUUGCAGGCGGCUUUACGAGGAGCCAUCUCCAUCGCCAUCGCCAAGGGCUCGGACUCGUCCUGGCCUCGAGAGGGACGUACCGCGGCCGAACUCGGCCCGGCUCGGUCUCAAGGUCGCCGAUGCUCAGAGGCUCCUGGACAAGGUCUCUGGAAGAGCGCUGGGAGGAGCAGCCACAGCCCCGAGCCUGGGGCCAGAGAGAGCCGCUCCCGCUCCCGCUCCGGAGAGCUCCCAGCGCCUCUCCUCUCUGCUUCUGCCGCCUUUGCCGCAGGCCGGCGAGACGGGCGCCCGGGUUGUCUCCUUGUCGCCUGAGAUGCACGACCCGCCGGAGCCUUCCGCCUUGGUGGCCUACCCGCAGACUUCCCAGCUCGGCAUCGUCCACAUGGACGUGGAGCCCGAGAGCGACUCGCAGGAGGAGUUUGGGUCGCUGGGCCGGCCUUUCGACAUUUUUCUGGAGAUUUUGAGAGGGGCCGAGCAGCGGGAGGAGACGCUGGGGAAAGAGUUCGUGUAUGUCCGACACAUUGAGGGUGGCAGCGCCUACGACUUGGAACUGGUGCCCUUUAGGGAGGUGCAGUUGGAGAGCUACAUGACCGUGAGCCCUGCGGGGAUGUCGACGUAUUUCAAGGGCUUGCCGACGGCCUUCGUCUCCCUGAAGAGCUGGCUGCAGGAACGGCGGCUUUUCCGGCUGUUGCGGCGUUUCAACUUCUUCCAGGAGUUUCCCAAAAGGAAAGCCUUCUUGCACUGGCGGAAUGCUGGGAGAUGGGGUCGGAUGACGAAAGCCGGACGAGUGCUGGAAGAGCGUGUCUUCUUCCUGCACCCCUGGUUCCGUUCGAGCUACUUCACUGUGCGCGAGAUUUUUCAGGAUGUCGCAAACUUGCGAUGUUUGCGGUGCCAUUUUCCCCAGCCGCAGACUUUGGCGGAAUUCCAAGUGGCGCAGAAGAACUGGCAGCACGACCUCUUCCAACGUGCCCGGCAGUUGGCCGCCAAGGUGAUGACGGAAGUGUCGCGCAUCCUCUCGUCGGUGAUGGAUCAGGUGCGCCGGGAGACCAGCGACAACAGCGAGUUCACGCGGCAGGUCCUGGUGAGCGGCCGCCAGCUGGGUUCAGCGGCCAUCGUGCGCGCCGGGAUGGAUCAAGAGGACAGCGAGGCUCUGGAGCGCCUCGGCUUCUCCAAGGACGUGAGCUUCGCGCAGCGCUCGCGGCUGCGCUUCGAGUGUGGGCGGCUCCUGCGCUUCGCGCGUUUGGUGGACCUUCUCUGCACCGAGAGCCUGGUGGAGGUACUGGAGGCCUCCAUCGCCGAGACGGUGCGGAGCCUCGGUUUGGAACAAGGCCGCCUGGAGGAAGGGCACGGCUCACAGAUCCUCCUGAAGGUGACCUCCGCAGCACAUGCAGACCACGUGGCUCAGACCAUGGCUGUCCAGCUGUGUCCAAGUGACGUGGAGGUCUCAGUGGAGUUCAUCAAUUGGUUGCGGCACGGUUGUACGUUGGCCACCUUCUUCACCUGCAACUAUGCAUCGCCGGCAUUCUACUUCAUCUACUUGACUUGGAUGGCCUCCUCGACCCCGUCAACUUCCAUCGACUAUUCCAACGAAAGCAAUGAAGUGUGA